GCUUUUUUUCCCGGGAAAAAAGGUGUAUUUUUGCAGGAUCUAGAAAAUGACAGAUGAAUGGGAUGAAAAACAGAGGGAAGAAGGGGAUCCUGAGACGGAAGAACAGGAACUUCAAGCAAUGAAACAACGUGUUGCUGAGAUGGAAGCAGAGGCAGAAAAAUUAAGAAAAAUGCAGGCUAAAUUAGAUAAAGAAAGCUCCCAAUUAGUGGAGAAUAAGGAAGACGUUGAUUCCCGGAGUGUUUAUGUCGGAAAUGUUGAUUAUGGAGCUACUCCCGAAGAAAUACAAGCUCACUUUCAAACCUGUGGAACUAUCAAUCGUGUCACUAUUUUAUGUGAUCGUUACUCUGGUCAUCCUAAAGGAUUUGCAUACAUUGAAUUUUCAGAGCCAAGACUUGUUGCUCAUGCUUUAGUUCUUAAUGAAAGUUUGUUCAGAGGUCGUUUACUUAAAGUCGUUCCAAAACGUACAAAUCUCCCUGGAAUGUCCCGUGGAAGAGGACGAGGACGUAGCCAUGCUUACCGUGGACGUUAUGGCUACCGUGGCGGCUACCGUGGCUCUUAUAGAGCUGCUCCAUAUUAAUUAUUAUACAAAAAAAAUAUUAACCCCUUCUAUUCUUUCUAGAAA
Molecule: messenger RNA, 622 nt
Organism: Pneumocystis carinii B80
Lineage: Eukaryota; Fungi; Ascomycota; Pneumocystomycetes; Pneumocystales; Pneumocystaceae
Exons: 2
Coding region: 47-577 (176 amino acids)
Molecular function (GO): RNA binding
Source: RefSeq, a predicted model, not a curated record